Messenger RNA from Osmerus eperlanus (European smelt), 7079 nucleotides. It is a transcript of the gene psd3l, whose product is annotated as pleckstrin and Sec7 domain containing 3, like. Lineage: Eukaryota; Metazoa; Chordata; Actinopteri; Osmeriformes; Osmeridae. The record is from RefSeq and is a predicted model, not a curated record. The coding region runs from base 203 to 3874 and encodes 1223 amino acids. The transcript is spliced from 16 exons. Gene Ontology annotation, biological process: regulation of ARF protein signal transduction. Gene Ontology annotation, molecular function: protein binding; phospholipid binding; guanyl-nucleotide exchange factor activity.
GAAGGAGUGGAAGCUGCAGCCGCAACUGUAGAACCCAUUUUACCUGGUGACACAGAGGAUUACAGUGUCACAGACUUGAGGGUGGAAGUCAACUCAAACGACGAGGUGAAUAAAAACGUUGAAGAGCUUUAUUCAUCAGUUAAGGCUUAAUUAUUAAUUUGGGUGUCAGAUGAUCCUUCAAACCAAGAAAACGUGUGUUUAAAUGCAGAGGGAUUUUCAACUGAAUUACAAGUUGCUGGUCAGUGUUUCAGAUAGUUCUGCUUGGGUCUUGAGGAAGGAGAGUCUUCAGAUGAUGGAUGAUAAGAAUCAAAACCCUAAAAUCGGGAGCGCCAGCCAAACAUCACCCUCGACAACACGCUCAGGAGGGUCACGGGUAAGCUUUCUACAUCCAGGGUCUGUCACCAAGAUCAGCAAGAUCUAUGAGAUGAAUAGUGAAGAGUCCAGUAAACCAGUUCACCAAGUCCCAGCACAGCCCAAUCAUAACAGCUGGGUCUGCAAUGAAAAGCAGGAGUCUGGAAAUCCAAAGGCUCCACAAAUAAAACCAUCAGGGACCCUCAGGAGCCCAAUGAGAAACUCCUUUUUGUAUGCUGUCAAAGAAAAGUCAUCCCAAUUACAUGGGGACAUGAAUAAGAAAGCAAUGACACUGAGUCUCUCAAUGGCUGUUACUCAUCCCAUUGUCACAACCGCAGCAGUUUUGCAAAGCUCUGUUACAAGCUCUGUCACAUCUAAACCUUCCAUCCCAACAAUUUCUCAGUCAACUGAGGUUAAAGCAACUGGUUCCUCAACCAUGCUCAAGGCUUCACCACCCCAGAAAGAGAAGGAACAAACUUGUGUUCUGGUUACCUCGUCCUCACACACUGAAAGUGUUUCAAAAGUUAAGUAUGAGUUUCUUUUGAGGAAAACAGAGGAGACCAGCUCUACAGAAAGUGUGUUAAUUCUACCAGAGGAAGGGAGCAGCAGAACCAGUUUGGACUCUUGCUUUCUUAAUGAUGGCAUUGAUGAGACAUCGCUCUUUAUGGAAAUUGACCGCAAGCUCACCAGCCUGCUGAGUGGCCUCAGCGCUAGGACCCAGAAUGCAACAGCCACCUCAUCAGAGGACAGCCCAAACCAAGUCAUUUGUGAGAGGAGUGCAGCUAUGAUCCCCUGCAAUGGUCAAAACGGAGCCUUGUCAAACAUGGCCAAUCAAGCCUCGGAGAGACAGGAAAGUUGCGGAGGUAAGGAGGAAAACGGACUCCUAGAUUUGGCAGGUCUGGAUCCGCUCGGAGACCCGCAGAUCUCCCCCACCUUUGUCUUGGACUCAUGGACUGAAGCACUGCUGAAGGAGGCAGUUCCCUUGUGUUCAGCCACAAUUGAGAAGCUGGAUGACGUCUCAGGAGAAGGGGUAAAUGGAGACAUCAGGAAUGCAUCCACAACUGGAAAAAAUCCCAGCAGCCUCAUUUCGAACACCAAGCCAAUUCUGGAUCUUGUGUUAACACCUGGGUCGGCAGUACACACUGGCGAUGACGUGGACUGUUCUGAAUUGAGAAGAAGGUCAGAGGCUGAGGCUGUGCUUGCCUCAUCCGAGGAUUCCAGCCAGUUGCCACACUACAGUUAUUUUGAGGAAUCUAGUGAAAUCCUAGCAGAGCUACCCGGUAUCUUCACUGACUUCAAUGACGGUGGCCAGCUGAGGGAGAAGGCUUUCAAGAAACUCCGAUUUUUAGAAAGCCGACCAGGGAGCUUGAAUGUAGCAGAGUUGAAGGAAGGGGAAGAAGAAUGGAAGAGCAGCAACAAUCUAAAGGCAGAUAGCUCCCUGGACAGUCUCAGCCCUCCUGAGAAGCUGUGUCCUCUACAUCUGGAGGACGAAGUGUUCCCGUUGGGGCUGCUCCUUGAGUUGCAGAGACCUGAGGGGGGAGCACAGGAACCCAGCUCAGACAGCAUCACAAACACGAAUGACAGCCAGAAGGAGAAAGAUGACAAGGACACGUUGGAAAGCCAAGAGGCCAAAGACGUCUUUAGCUCGCAUUUUGAAAGCAUCCUAGAAUCAGACCGUCUUUGUAACACUCUCUACAGCAGUCUGGACUCUCUGGAUGCCCUUUCAUCCUCCGCCGAUGAGGCACACUCUGGGUUCAUCUUUGACAUGCCUCUAACACCCAUGAUCCAGCAACGUCUCAAAGAGACCGUACACUUCCUGGAUUUGACACCCGAGGUGGGGCGGCAGGAGGUGCUCAGCGUCACAACAACAGGGAAAAGUGGAAAAGCUGCCCUGGAAGUUACAUCGUCCUACUUUGAUGUGGGUAACAAAGACCCUGCUCUGAGAAGCCAAUUGGAUAAAAAUGUGAACGAAUCCUUAGCCAAUGGGGUUGUGGAUAACACGGAGGUGGACUGUAAAGUUUGGCUGCAUGGCUGUCUGAGCAGUGAUGCGGGGCCAAAGGCAACAUUAUCAGACUGGGACUCCGACAUGGGGAGCACAGAGAGGCUGAAGGACAGUACUGACAUGUUGCACAAUGGCAACCGUGGGGACCAGGAGGCAGCACGCCGACUUGCCAGACGGCUUUAUCACCUGGAGGGCUUCCGCCGCUCUGAUGUAGCCAAGCACUUGGGCAAGAACAAUGACUUCAGUAAGAUGGUGGCUGAAGAAUACCUCACAUUUUUUCAAUUUACAGGGAUGACAUUGGACCAAUCUCUCAGAUCCUUUUUGAAUGCUUUUGCACUAAUGGGUGAAACCCAGGAAAGAGAACGUGUUUUGAUUCACUUUUCCAAUCGGUACUUUUAUUGUAACCCUGCCACCAUCACUUCACAAGAUGGAGUCCAUUGCCUUACAUGUGCAUUGAUGCUGUUGAACACGGACCUUCAUGGCCAUAAUAUUGGGAAGAAGAUGACGUGCCAGGAAUUCAUCAGUAAUCUUGAAGGGCUAAAUGCAGGACAACAUUUCCCUAGAGAGGUUCUUAAGGCCUUGUAUAACUCAAUCAAGAAUGAGAAGCUGGAAUGGGCCAUAGAUGGAGACGAGCUCAAAAAGUCUAUUUCUGAGCUGGCAGACAAUGCCCACACCAAAAGCAUCACCCGGAUCAGCAGUGGCAGUAACCCUUUCCUGGACAUCGCGCACGACCCCAACGCUGCAAUCUAUAAAACGGGCUUCCUGGCACGCAAGAUCCAUGCUGACAUGGAUGGAAAGAAAACACCAAGAGGAAAACGAGGUUGGAAAACCUUCUAUGCUGUUCUCAAAGGAAUGAUUCUCUACUUGCAAAAGGACGAAUACAAGCCUGAGAAAGCACUCUCAGAGGAAGACCUGAAGAAUGCUGUCAGUAUCCACCAUUCUCUGUCAAUCCAAGCUGUAGACUAUGAGAAAAAGCCAAAUGUGCUGAAGCUCAAGACAGCAGACUGGAGAGUCUUCCUCUUCCAGGCCCAGAGCUCAGAUGAAAUGGACUCUUGGAUUACAGUAGUCAAUUCGGUGGCAGCCAUGUUCUCUGCCCCAUCAUUCCCUGCUGCCAUUGGCUCACAGAAGAAAUUUAGCCGUCCAUUGCUACCUGCAACCACGACAAGGAUGUCACAGGAAGAGCAGUUAAAGUCUCACGAGGCAAAGCUGAAGCACAUCUCCACAGAGUUGGCAGAACACAGGUGCUAUCCUCCAGACAAAAAGGUCAAAGCCAAGGAUGUUGAUGAGUACAGACUCAAAGAGCACUACCUGGAGUUUGAGGAGAACCGGUACGAGAUGUAUGUGAAGCUGCUGAGGGAAGGUGUGAAAGAGUUGCUCGCUGGCAAAGAUGGUGAUGCUGGCCUGAAGAAGUCACAGUCCAGCCCUUCCCUCAACCAGGAAGGCCAGCCGGCCAUGGCCAAAGUGAAGCGCAACACCUCAGAGAGGAAGGACUACAGGCCAGAGAUGCCCAAGUUCACAUAAGAAGCUUUCCCCUUUGACCUGUGAAAGAGAAAUUAAUACUCAACAAACGUGUGAAUAUAUUUUAUGUAAUUUAUUUAUCUGGCCACUGUUUUGUUUUAACAAAAACAGUUGUGUAAAAUGUAAAUGAUGAUACAUGUUCUUCUUAGACUGACUGGUGCUUGCAUAGUGUUUUUCUUUUGUAUUGCAAACAUCACAUGUAUAAUUGUGGUCCUUUUAUUUUGGUGUUGCUGCCAUUGCUGUUGUCAUUAUUGUAUAUCGAUCGUAGCAAUUAGUAGUGAAACAUUUGACUCUUUGCCACUUUACUCAAAUGUCACAGUUCCUGUAAAUCUUUAUUUGCCUUUCAGUAAAAAAAAAAAUAUCCUUGGCUUCAAUUUAAGGUGUGUGUGUAUCUAUUCACCAUAUAUAUAUAUACACAUACAUAGGUAAAGAGUACUCAGAAGUGUUUAUUUUAAUAUGUAGUUUUAGUGAACGGUGAACACAUCCUAAAUAGUGAAACAGAGUAUUUUACAUCAAUAUGGCUUCCAGUGAGAUUCAGCAGGUUAUUUUACGUAGAUUUUUUUUUCAUGUCUUUCCUUGUAUACCUUUAAGGUUCAUUUCCACUUGGAAUGUUAAUUUUUCAGGAAGAUAAUUAUUAAUUUUUCAGGAAGAUAAUUAUUAAGAUGUAAAUAAGGGAAAGGGAUCCAGUGUUGACUUUAAAUGUGAUUCUAGAUCUUGAACAUUUUGCCUCAUAUUUGAAACAAACAUACUACUUGGCCCCUGGAUAACAACUGGAUGGUUCUACGUUUUUGGAAGACUGCAUCAUAUUGCAGUAGUUGAGAGCAGGUCAAUUGAUCUGGAUCCUCAUUUAUCACAAUGAACAAGUAGAUGUAUUUUACAAUUUUGUUUCAACCAACAGAACAGGUAUCUUUUCAGACUGCACUAUGGCUGAGAUUCAACCUCAGAUCAGACUUUUUGCAGCUGAGUAAUUUUUUUAAUAAUUUAAGGCAAAUAGAACAUUGUAUUCUGCUUUUGGAGUAGUGUAAAUGCCAAUGCUCUUUUUUUUGUUUUAUAAUCUUUUAACUUUUUAUGGGUAUUGAAUUCUUAGUUGAAAGCUAUUGUUGUAAAGAUCAAAUUCGUAUUCAUAGUGCACUUUAUAAAUGAGUUAUUCUGAAUAUUAUAGAGAGCUUUAUAAAGGCAUCACAGGUUUUUCUGGCAGAACUCUUAAGGUACCGAGCUGUCUGUACAGUAAGAAUCUGUUAACUCAAAACAAAAUGUCUGUUUUCAGUCAUUGGGUAGUUUUUGCUGUCUUAGGUAGUUUAUUUAAGGACAAAGUUUCCUUUAGGGAGCUGUUUUCAGGCUGUAAAUUGCAGUAAUUACCUUUUCCAAUGCUAGUUAUAAUGAAUCCAUAGUCAUAUGCACAUUUUUGUUAGACCCAUUAUUGGCAUAACAACAUUAGCAUCUUGUAUCUUGUAAGAUAUUGGAUUGCAUGCCUACACCUCUGUAACAGACUCCUACACACCAAUUUGUUUAGUCCUUACCAAAAUGUGCAUGUUUCUAUGUAUAACACUAGAAAGGAAUUUUACUUUUUAUCAUGAUCAAUUAAUGAUAUAUAGACAUUUGCAAAAGUGUUUAGGAACAAGUGUUGGUAGUUCAAAGUUUUAUUCUUUAAAUGUUUUUUAUUGACACUUUAUCUUUGUUACUAUCUUUUUCCAUCUAUUGUCGUCCCCCCCCCCCCUCCACAGGACACAAGAUCUCUUGAACAUACAUUAAUAUGACUGUAGCCGUGACCAUUUAUUUUGGCCUGAGUAGUAACUGACAUAAUUGCUUGCUAGUGUGUAUACUCUUUUUUCUAUUUUCUCCUUGCUUCAUAGCACUAUUCUUCUAGUAUUGUUAUUAUUAAGGUGGUGCGGCUCUGUUUUGACAUUUUAGCACUUAGAAUGCAUCUUACAAGUGACCAAGUUUCAGAGGUGUGAAGUGAAUAUAGUCUAUAUCACAAAGCAUCCAACAGUUUGAAGUUGUUUAAAUAAUAAUUUGGGUGUUCAUAUGAAGAGGUCUGCCCUUAAUAUCUGUAUUUUUGAUUCUUGUUCAUUAAUUCUUGUUUUAAAGUAUAAGACAAUGGCUGGCCAAUUGAAGACACAUAUUAGCCUAGUGUAUAAAAUGUUCCCAAUAUUCCUAAGAUAGUCAUUUCUUUCUUUGGUGAAGUGUUAAAUACUACAUUUAGCGGUUAGCGGUUAGGGAAUUCCCUGCCGUGCAAAAUGACGUUGUGUCCUUGGGCAAGGCACUUCACCCUACUUGCCUCGGGGGGAAUGUCCCUGUACCUACUGUAAGUCCCUCUGGAUAAGAGCGUCUGCUAAAUGACUAAAUGUAAAUGUACAUUCAUAUUAAUCGUGCCAAUACAGUACAUUGCAUUAGGCAAGGACAUUAUGAAAAAAAAAAAAAAAAAGAGAGAGAGAGAAAUAAAAGCUGUGCUUUUAGGGGUGAAAUGAUGGAACAUACAAUUUACAUCCAUAUAAUUAAAUCACAAGAUAAAUUUGAACAAGUACUUCUGAUACGAUGUCGUCAAGUGGUGUGGGUUACUGCUCAUGUGGAAUGUCUUAACUGAAAGCACUGUCUAGCAAAACAACACAUUUAAAAAUUACAUUUGAUGGCCUAUAUAUCAACAUCUUCAGGUUUACACAGGAAAUGUCUGUCACAUUUUCCAAUUCAAGAUCAGCCUGGCCUUUCAGACUGUCUUACUUUCAUGAAUUAAUCCUUAUGUCUUCAAAUCACAGUAGACAAUCUUUUCCAGGAGCACUUUCAUCUGACCUUUGUCCACAAUAUCUGACAUGUAACUUCUGUUCUCCCCACCUUUACUUGAGAAUAAAAUCAAUCCUGUUCCUUAUUGUGUGCCAGUUAAAAACCAGAUAACCAUCUGUCUGACCAAACCUCAGCUUGUUCCAUCUUACCUAUGGUAAUGCACCUUAGCCUCCUCCAAAGUUCUCUUCGUCUCUCCAUGCAUACAAAAACUGAAAUAUCUCUGAGAAGCUGUGAUGCUAUACAAUCCUUUAACUGUAAAUGCUGUUAAAUGUUACUGUCAGUCUGUGAUUUUAAGCCUAGGAUUGUUGGUUGUUCAUCUGAUCUCUUUUGACCUAGCGCGUGUCUUACGCGCUCAGGUCAAUAAUCAGCUGGUUGGUGAUAAUUCAAACUGUAGAGGGUUUCAAUGAAUAAAAAAUAUAAAAUAUUUGAA